AUCUGAACUGUAGAAGAUUUAAUACUGUCCUGUUCCAAGUCUUCUCCUGCUCCUAAAGUUGACUCUUACACCUGGCUGAAGUUCAAAAACAAUCCCCAGUACCUGCAAAGUAUGUUUACUACAUCACACAGAUAAAUGAAGCCCAGGAAAGAUGGACUGUGGGAAGAGUUUUACUCAAGAGAGUGAUCUCGAAAUACACCGGCGCAUUCAUACAGGAGAGAAACCACAUCGAUGUUCAGACUGUGGAAUGAGUUUCAAUCGAUUGAAUAAUCUCAAACUACAUCAGCACAUUCACACAGGAGAGAAACCACAUCGAUGUUCAGACUGUGGGAUGAGUUUUACUCGAUUGAGUAAUCUUAAACGACAUCAGCACAUUCACACAGGAGAGAAACCGUUUCAAUGUUCAGACUGUGGAAGUAGUUUCAAUCGACUUGGUCAUCUCCAACAACACGGGCGCAUUCACACAGGAGAGAAGCCAUAUCACUGUUCAUACUGUGGGAUGAGUUUUAAUUCUCAAAGCAUUCUUAAAAGACACCAGCGCAUUCACACAGGACAGAAACCAUAUGAUUGUUCAGAAUGUGGGAAAAGUUUUAACCAACUGAACACGCUCAACGCACACCAGCGCAUUCACACAGGAGAGAAACCACAUCAGUGUGUAGAGUGUGGGAGGAGUUUUAAUAAACUAAGUAAUCUGAACACCCAUCAGCGUAUUCACACAGGAGAGAAACCAUAUCAGUGUUUAGACUGUGGGAAGAGUUUUAAUCAACAGAACGCUCUCAAUAUACACCAGCGCAUUCACACAGGAGAAAAACCAUAUUACUGCACAGAGUGUGGGAAGAAUUUUAAGGAACUGAGACACCUCCAACGGCACCAGCGCAUUCACACAGGAGAAAAGCCAUAUUAUUGUUCGGACUGUGAAAGGAGUUUUAGUCAACUUAGUAGUCUUAGAAAACAUCAGCACAUUCACACAGGAGAGAAACCAUAUUGCUGUUCAGACUGUAAGAGAGGUUUUAGUCAACUUAGCAUUCUUAGAAAACACCAGCGCAUUCACACAGGAGAGAAACAGUAUUGCUGUUCGAAGUGUGAGAAGAGCUUCAGACAUUCAAGUACAUUUAAAAAACACAAGUGUGGUAACAGAGACCAAAGGAGCAAUUGAAGAUGACCACCCAACACCGGUAUUUUAUAUUGUUUUAAAAAUGUAGAUCCUAUAGUAGUGCUGGUCAUUACGAAGCAUUUGAAGUAUUGACAUAGUAGGACCUAUUGUGUUUGAAAAUUAUUCAGUGUUAAAAAACUUUUGUCAUCUAUUUACAUGCUGCCAUUUAGUGUCCCGUUUAAUUCCCCACAAUGACUGUUUCAUUUUGAUUAUCGUCUGUUAAUUGAAGCUCAUUCACACAAAUAUGCUUUUAUUGCAAAAAAAUUAAAUGAUUUUCUAUUUAAUAUUAAUUGUGGAGAAAGAAAAUGUGUAAAGCUGAAAAUGUUUAUGUAAAAACAAUUUGUUUUGCUGUGUUGGGUUAAGACAGCUUCUUUUUAUAUACAAAAUAUUUGAAAAAAAGACAAAUGAAAACAUAACACGUUUUACAAUUAUCCGGUUUCACUCUGCAAAAAUGGCCUUGGGUAUUUUAAUCUUUGCAGCUGUUUUAGUGACAUUACGAAGCUUUGUUCACUGUUAUCAGACAACUUUUGUGUUUGAAGGGAGACACUGAAUCAUUGUUUUGAUUUAGUUUGCUUCAGUGCUACACACACUAGCACACCAGCACUACCAUUUCAGUCAGUCAUGUUAAACCUACAAAAAGUCAGUAUGCAAAAAUGCAGACAUUUAGAAAUCAGAAAUCCACAUUGGUUUGGUGAAUUACUAGAUGGAAAAUUCUGUGUGAGUCUGUGGAAUUCAAUUACCUUGUAUCUCAUAAAUGCAAGCAUACAGCACUGCAAUAAUUAAAAAAGAAUGAAAUGAA
Astyanax mexicanus (Mexican tetra) is the source of this 1952-nucleotide messenger RNA. Its product is annotated as zinc finger protein 239. The coding region runs from base 152 to 1156 and encodes 334 amino acids. The transcript is spliced from 2 exons. NCBI's taxonomy places the organism in Eukaryota, Metazoa, Chordata, Actinopteri, Characiformes, Acestrorhamphidae. The record is from RefSeq and is a predicted model, not a curated record.